CUCUAUGCAAUAGAGGAGCACGAGGAGCGAUCUGAACAGACGGAGCCUGACGCAGAGACGGAGACGGCCUACGAUGCGGAUGUGGAUGAGAUGGGUGAGCAGCCGUCGGAGCACCAGCCGCUGUCGCUGAGCAAAUUGGCCAGCGAGCGAGAGGUGAUCUACGAGCUGUUCCAACCGUGGGCGCUCAAGACCUACGGGGAUCAGGCAAAGACCAAGACGAUAACGCUGCGCAAGAAGGUGCGCAUCCUGAAGGCGCUCGAGGGCAAAGAGCACAGCCGACCAGACAGCUCCAAGUUUCGCUUCUGGGUGAAGACAAAGGGCUUUACGACCAAGCGUCCAGAGGGCUUUGAGGAAGCGCCUGGCAGUCGACGUCGUUGCGAGCCCUUGUCCAGCACGGCUGUGCUCUCUGACAAUCCCGGCGCUGUGGAUCUGUUCGCCGCCUCCAAGAGCAAGGACUUCGGUCGUCGCAUCUACCGAAAGGUGGCCUGCGUUGAGGAGUUCUUCGACAUCAUUUACAAUGUGCACAUGGAGCUGGGCGGACGCAGUGGCAUGCACGCGGGACAGAAGCGCACCUAUCGCAUUGUGAGUAUAACCGAAACAUAUGCAUUUCUGCCCCGCGAGGCAGUCACUCGCUUCCUGACCAUCUGCCCCGAGUGCAAGAAGAAUCUGCGCCCCUCCUCGCCCUCGGCCGCCUCCAAGGACGAUCUGGCCGGCAACGAGAGCUCCUCGGAAGUGGAAACCUAUGUGAACUACUCCUCGCACACGGAGAGCUCUCUGGAGGCGGGGCCCACGGCCAAGCGUCGGCGUCACUCGAGCGCCGAGCUCAAGGCGCAUGCAGCGCUGGCGGCUGCCACCGCCGGUGGUGCGGCGGCGAGCAGCGCCAGUGCCAGCCACUUGGAUGCCAUUGCACCACCGCCCCCAACAAGUCCCAUCGCUGCGCCGCUCGCUGAGGCGGCUGCCGCGGCAUCCGUUGAGGUGGGCGUGCCCAAGAUACGAGUCAAGCCCCAGUUGCAGCGUCCGUUAAGUCCGCCCGUGGAGCCACAGGCUCCACCACAGUCCGUCCCACAGCUGCCCGGCGUCGACUUGCAGCUGCUCAAGUCCCGAGAUAAUCUUGUCCGCUAUUACGAUUUCAUGAGACGCUUCUAUGCUGGCGGCUCGCUGUUGCCUCAACCGGUCUUAGCGCCGCCCCUCUACGGCAGCAGUCUGCUGCAGAGUCUCAGCUAUCCUACAGCACCAGCCACCACCAGUAGCAGCAGCAGCAGCAGCACCACUACCACUAGCGACUUCGUCUGGUGCACGCUCACCCACGGCCACGCCCACCGCCUCAGCUGCAGCCGCGGCAACAGCUCCUCAUACACCCAUCAAUCUAACGAAAUCUUCAUUUUCCAGCUCCAGAAACGGCCAGGCCCCGACCACAUCCACGCCUCUUUCUGCUGCACCGCUCAAGCUGGAGCUGCCUAG
Messenger RNA from Drosophila arizonae, 1461 nucleotides. RefSeq lists its product as uncharacterized. NCBI's taxonomy places the organism in Eukaryota, Metazoa, Arthropoda, Insecta, Diptera, Drosophilidae. The record is from RefSeq and is a predicted model, not a curated record.